AUGAAUUGCGAUUCUAGUUCUCCGAUUUCUGGGUCUGGUUUUGACUCGGAAAGUGAUGACUUUGAAUUCGAAUUUUUCUCAUCCCCAUCACGUUCAGAAAUUUCAGGAUCGGAAAUUACUCCAACAGAUAAUGAAGAAGCUGAUGACACUUGGUCGAGUUCCUCAUUUGAAACGGAGGAUACUACCACUUUUAACACUAAAGACGCUAAGGGAGAAGACAGAAAAACAGAAGUUUCUACACUAUCAAAGAUUUGUAAGCACGAUCAUAAUGACAAUCGUAAGCAGAUUGUAAAUAAAUUGAUAAAUCUUAACAUACAACAGAUUGCUUAUGACAAAAGUUCAGACAAUGGAAUUCCAUCUACAAGUGCUAAUUGUAGUUAUAGCAAUACACAGCAGAUUAGACAUGAUGAAAGUUCAGAUAGUGAAGCUCCAUCUGCAUCUACAAGUGCUACUUGUAGUAGUAGCAAUACACAACAGACAAGUGAUGACAAAAGUUCAGACAGUGAAGCUUCAUCUGCAUUAACAAGUGCCAAUAAUAAUGGCAAAUUUUACUGUGAUUUUUGUGGUGAAAGGUAUAAUUCAGAGGCAGAAAGAGAUAUCCAUAAAUUACAUCAUUUAGUAUACGAUUCGUAUGUCUGUGAAGUAUGUAAUCAACUGUGUAAGAAAAGAGAAGAAUAUAUAUUACAUUAUACUUUACACGAUCAGGGUUGUGACGUGUCAAAAUAUAUUCCGAUUAAAAAGGAUACAACACGUCAUAGAUUUCGUUGCAAGUUUCAUUGUGGCAAAACUUAUCGUUUUUCUAGAAGCUUAUCAAGGCAUUUAAAGAAACACAUUAAAUCUUAUACUUGUGAUGUAUGUCGUUCGUCAUUUCCUACCCUUCUCUUAUGUCAUAAGCAUAAGCUAAGCCAUGUCCAAAAGUGCAUUCAUGUUUGCAAUGUUUGUGGCAAAAUAUUUCACAGGGCUUAUCAACUCACUGUACAUAUGCAAACCCAUAAAACUGAAAAGAAAUACGAAUGUGUAGAGUGUGGUGUUGCAUAUCGUUAUGAAACUAGUCUGAUGAGACAUUCGCUGAAAUAUCAUUCACCAGAUUCUCCAAAAAUUCUAUGCGAUGUGUGUGGGAAACUUUUCAAAAGCAAAAAAAUGUUUAGUCGUCAUACUAUUUUACAUGCAAUGACAAAGCUUAUAGAGUGUUCUGAAUGCACACAAACAUUUAAAUAUCGUUCUGGUUCUCGUUUUCAUCACCUCAUCCUUAAGAACACAAAGCCAUUUUGCUGCAGUCUGUGUGGUAACCACUAUAAAAGUGAAAGUCUUUUGCAAUCUCACAAAGCUAUGCAUUAUUGA
Molecule: messenger RNA, 1341 nt
Organism: Stegodyphus dumicola
Lineage: Eukaryota; Metazoa; Arthropoda; Arachnida; Araneae; Eresidae
Product: zinc finger protein 90-like
Source: RefSeq, a predicted model, not a curated record